This is a messenger RNA of Apodemus sylvaticus (European woodmouse), 1099 nucleotides long. Its product is annotated as eotaxin. Gene Ontology annotation, cellular component: extracellular region. The transcript has 3 exons. Gene Ontology annotation, molecular function: chemokine activity; CCR chemokine receptor binding. The coding region runs from base 141 to 434 and encodes 97 amino acids. The record is from RefSeq and is a predicted model, not a curated record. Gene Ontology annotation, biological process: positive regulation of GTPase activity; cellular response to tumor necrosis factor; lymphocyte chemotaxis. Lineage: Eukaryota; Metazoa; Chordata; Mammalia; Rodentia; Muridae.
CGCCUCCUUCAUGACCUUGUGCAGUCAGAGUCUUCUCUGGAAGCAUCCACCCACUCUGCUCCCUAUAAAGGUAGACGGGAGAGCCUGCAGAACCCAGAGGCUGAGAUCCACCCAGUAACUUCCAUCUCUCUCCCUCCACCAUGCAGAUCUCCACAGCACUUCUAUUUCUGCUGCUCACGGUUACUUCCUUCACCUCCCAGGGGCUGGCUCACCCAGGCUCCAUCCCAACUUCCUGCUGCUUUAUCAUGACCAGUAAGAAGAUCCCCAACACACUCCUGAAGAGCUACAAAAGAAUCACCAACAGCAGAUGUACCCUGAAAGCCAUAGUCUUCAAGACAAAGUUGGGCAAAGAGAUCUGUGCUGACCCCAAAAAGAAGUGGGUCCAGGAUGCCACAAAGCACCUGGACCAAAAACUCCAAACUCCAAAGCCAUAAACAGCCUCUUCGUUUGACACUAACCCAGUGCCUAAAAAAAGCUUGAUUCCUUCUCUUUCCUAAGAUGUGCUCUGAGGGAAUAUCAGCACCCCAGGGACUUGGCUUCAUGUAGUUACAGAUGGGACUGUAAGUCAUUAUGUCUGCUGAAAUAAGUCAGACUCAAAAGAUUGUGUAAUUUCUUGCAUAUGCAACAUCUUAAAGGCAGGGGUAUGAAAGGAGGUGUGGAAUUAUUGAGGAAUAGAAUGGAAUGAGUUAGGGGUAACUGAGGAUAAUAAAGGGGUAUAUACAAUCAAAGUACCUUAUACACAUGUAUGAAAACGUCAUAAUGUGAUCCAUUGUUUUGCACAAUUAAUAUAUUUUGCACAAUUAAUAUACACAAUUAAAAUGUUAAUAUUUAAAUAUAUGUUACAUUUAAGAAAUUGGAGUUUUAAAGCAUAUUUUAAUGGAUAUCAGUCCUUUUGUCAUUUUGUUGUUUGUUUGCUUGCUUGUUUGGGAAAGGCUCUCACUGUAUCACCCUAGCUGACCUGUAACUCACUGUGUAGACCAUGCUGACCUCAAAUUCACAGAGAUCUACUUGCCUCUGCCUUUAAAGUACCACCAUGACAAGCCAGAAUGGCUUUUUAUUAGACUAUACCAAUUAUAUAUAAUAAAAUAUUUUACUACAA